This is a messenger RNA of Pseudopipra pipra, 9131 nucleotides long. It is a transcript of the gene CAMK1D, whose product is annotated as calcium/calmodulin dependent protein kinase ID. Gene Ontology annotation, biological process: peptidyl-serine phosphorylation. Gene Ontology annotation, molecular function: ATP binding; calcium/calmodulin-dependent protein kinase activity; calmodulin binding. The record is from RefSeq and is a predicted model, not a curated record. The coding region runs from base 208 to 1389 and encodes 393 amino acids. NCBI's taxonomy places the organism in Eukaryota, Metazoa, Chordata, Aves, Passeriformes, Pipridae. Gene Ontology annotation, cellular component: intracellular anatomical structure; cytoplasm. The transcript has 11 exons.
GCCCGCCGGAGCGCGGAGGAAAUAAAAGCGGCGGCGGGCAGGAAGUGUGAGGAGGAGGAGGAGGAAGGGGAGAAGAAGGAGGAGGAGGAAAAAAAAAAGAAGAAGAAGAAACAGCAGCAGCAGCCGCUGCUGCCGCGGCAGAAGAGAAAGCAAAAGCCGCCCGAGGGCUCGCAGCCGCCGGCGCGGCAUCCGCGGGGCUGCACGGCCAUGGCCCGGGAGAACGGGGACGGCGGCGGCUCCUGGAAGAAGCAGGCGGAGGACAUCAAGAAGAUCUUCGAGUUCAAGGAGACGCUGGGGACGGGUGCAUUCUCCGAAGUUGUUUUGGCUGAAGAGAGAGCAAGUGGGAAACUCUUUGCAGUCAAGUGCAUUCCCAAGAAGGCACUGAAGGGAAAGGAAAGCAGCAUAGAGAAUGAAAUUGCAGUGCUCAGAAAGAUCAAGCAUGAAAACAUAGUUGCCCUGGAAGACAUCUAUGAGAGCCCGAACCAUUUAUAUCUGGUCAUGCAGUUAGUGUCCGGGGGAGAGCUGUUUGACCGCAUCGUCGAGAAAGGGUUCUACACGGAGAAGGAUGCCAGCACCCUGAUCCGGCAGGUCCUGGAUGCUGUGUACUACCUGCACCGGAUGGGCAUCGUGCACAGGGACCUCAAGCCUGAGAACCUGCUUUACUACAGCCAGGAUGAAGAGUCAAAAAUCAUGAUCAGUGACUUUGGAUUGUCAAAGAUGGAGGGUAAAGGAGAUGUGAUGUCCACAGCCUGUGGAACUCCUGGCUAUGUCGCUCCUGAAGUACUGGCCCAGAAACCCUACAGCAAAGCUGUGGACUGCUGGUCCAUCGGGGUCAUUGCAUACAUCCUCCUCUGUGGAUAUCCCCCUUUUUAUGAUGAAAAUGACUCCAAACUCUUUGAGCAGAUCCUUAAGGCAGAGUAUGAGUUUGACUCUCCAUAUUGGGAUGACAUCUCUGAGUCUGCUAAAGACUUCAUUCGCAAUUUGAUGGAGAAGGACCCUAAUAAAAGAUACACCUGUGAGCAAGCAGCACGGCACCCUUGGAUUGCUGGUGAUACAGCACUCAACAAAAACAUCCACGAGUCGGUCAGCGCUCAGAUCCGGAAGAACUUUGCAAAAAGCAAAUGGAGACAAGCGUUUAACGCCACGGCGGUCGUGCGGCACAUGAGGCGGCUACACCUCGGCAGCAGCCUGGACAGUGCCAGCGCCGGCGUGUCCAGCACCCUCAGCCUCGCCACACCAAUUCCUGAGGCAGCCACACGGAAAGAUUGUAUGUCUCCAUCCACUCUCUGUAGUUUUGUUUCAUCUGCUUCUUCAGGCGUUUCUGCGGUCGGAGGGGACCGGAGACCCAGACCCACCACAGUGACCACAGUGCACACAGGGAGCAAGUGAGAGCGGGGCCGGCGAGGAGCGGGCAGGAGGCCGGGCUGGCAGGUGGCCCCGGUGCUGUUCCACCCCGAGGCACACGCUCAGCGAAGGACUAGAAGAAAGAAGAUUUUUUUAUGGCCAUAUUUUAUACUGCAAUUCUGAAAUGUUUCAUUUAUCACAAACUGCAAAUGACUCCAGGGGGAACGGAUCUAACAGUCUCUGGUGCUGUACAUAUAUACAUAUAUAUAUAAGUAUAUAUAUGUAUGUGAGUCUAGCAAUGUUCUAACUAAUGAACACUCAUUCUUUUCCCCAGUGAUUUACUCUUUUCUCAGUGUAGGUAACAGUAUAUGUUGUAUUUUUUUCCAUUAACUACGAACAUCUCAACUGGAUUAUUUAAAUAGAGAUACUAUUCUGAGCAUUAUUUUUUUUCUUUUAAAAAUUACUUCCAGUAAUGUCCCUCCUUCCACUUUGCUGGGGGAUAGGCUAUUUCUAUAGGUAGGAAUCAACGUUAACUUUGCAACAUGGGAGGAUUUCAAUGGCAUGCCAUUUCUUACUCCUCAAAUUGGACUGCAAGUCUGUCUGGCUUUAGCAGAGCUGUUACUGCUCAGAUUAAGAAACUGCUGCUUUCCCUCCUGCUCAGAUUAAGAAACUGCUCCUUUCCCUCCCAUCCUUCUCUUUCAAAGCCACGGUGAGAGUUAUGUUAACAUCAGAUGGGAGCCAACUCAUGCUUGGCCUCAUUCUUUUAGUGCUUGGGAUCAGCACCCUUGUUUCAGAAGAGAGGCAGGUACAUGGUGUCAGGCCAGAGCUGGGCAGAGCUGAGCAAAGGACAUGGCAGAGCAUGGUCUCAUCCUGCAGCUCCUCUCCUUCGAGUCACUGUGUAUUACAAGCAGAGUGGAAGUAAAGGAAGAUGCGUGGCAGGGAGUCAUCAUCCUGUCACUGACUUACUGUACUGCCCUCAAGCAUGACAUUUAAUUCACCAGUCUGGCCUCUGGCAUGGGGUGCAUCUAGUCCAAGGGUUCCAUGACAGAGGUGCUGAGCACCCACAGUUCCUUGGGGCUUUGCAUGGCAUUGCUGAUGCUCAGCACCUCCCAGAGUGACCAAAGCUGUGUAUCGGAAACCAAAUAGAAAAGUGCGGACUUUAAUCUCUGUGUGCCAGGUUUUCACCCUGGGCAGAGAAGAGGGCUGAUGCUUGAACCCCUCUGUGAAGCACUGGCAGGUUCUUGGGUGCAAAGUGCAGGAUCUGAUGUGUGGCUCCAUCAUGCUUCUCUCUGGCCCAGGCUUGACAGGGAGCGCUGAGCUGGGAAAGUAGGAUCUUGCUGAAAGACACAGGCACAGGUGGGCUGACUCUGGCUUCCCCUCCUCCCCAGAAGCUCAUACACCAAAGCAAGCUCAAUUUACCCAUUUUUUAAUUACUGAAUGCAUGCACUUCCCAGGCAUGUGGUACAUAAUUUAGGAACGGCAACCAGGACUGUUGUGUCACUGUGCAUUAAAGCAGUUUGAAACAGAGAGGAGAGCAAAUCUGCCCAGAUGUGCUGAAGGAUUCCAGGUUACUUCAGCACCAUUCCCAUCCAUGAUUUUCCUUUGAGGAGGUGAGAAGGGAGGCAGGUGACAGAGGCAGGCACCAUUCACUGAGCACUGUGAACAUCUUGCACCCCAGACAGGUCCAUGCCCCUAGAGGCACAACCCAUUCCCCACAGCAUGCUCUGUUGCCAUACUUUGCCUCAUAUAUCCUCCACAGAAAUUGUGAAAGCCAGUCACAGUCAGAGCUGAACGUAUCAGGCAAUAGUGACUGUGCUGGGAAAAGCCAUAAGAUAUGUUAUUCUUCAUUGAGACUUCAAAAUCCUGCUUCAUCUUCAGUCAGUUGGCUUCAGGUGGCAGAGCCAGGAUUUCAUCCAUCGUACUUUGAAUGCUAAAAGCUGGAAAACCAUGUGUCAGUGAGCGCUGACUUUGUUUAAAAUAGCCAUUCUUUUGGUGGCACUUAGAGCUGUUGCACCAGGUAAAUCUCUGGCUUCCUCAGUAUUCCCAUUUUCAUAGCACUGUGGCACAUCCGAGUGAGCCUCUGGAACCACCAGUGCACCCCACCAUGUUGCAGCUGGCAUGGGUGCUCACACAGAAAGGCUUCAACUUCAGCUUCUCAUUUGAGGAAAGAUAUCAGGUACUGAACUCUUGGGGUUUCAUAGCAAAACUCCACAUAAUUUACUAUUGUCCCCAUGCCCUGGCCAUUGCCACCGUAUACUUUUAUCAGCAUGUACAUCAGAGCUCUUUAUGUCUCAUUCUAAGGCUACUUUAUUUUGCCAGCCUGGUUAAGAAAGUUUUAGUUUUGAGAGACUCCAAGAAGUUCAAGGUAUUUUGAACCCCCGUGAUUUCACAAGCCCAGCAUUUUAUUCUGCUCCAGCUUCAGGGACAUAAAUAGAGUCUCCCAGUUUGGCAUCACUGGAGUUCCCCAUGUUUAACCAAAAGCAGGAUUUGGCUAGAAUCAUAGAAUCAUAGGAUCAACCGGGUUGGAAAAGACCUCUGAGAUCAUCAAGUCCAACCCUUGAUCCAACAGCACCGUGGUUCCCAGACCAUGGCACUAAGUGCCACAUCCAGUCUCAUCUUAAAAACCCCCCGGGACAGUGAAUCCACCACCUCCCUGGGCAGCCCAUUCCAAUAUCUGAUUACCCGCUCUGCAAAAAAUUUCUUCCUAAUAUCCAACCUCCUAGGGAAUAAUUUUAUGUUUGUACAGCAGUUUUAAAGGUUAGGGCUCAAGUAUUCCCUCAGCACCUCUUCUGAAACCUGAGGUCUGGUUUGAACUUGACCUCAGCAGUUGCUGUGGCCACUGAUCAAAAUACAGCGUCUAAAUGUAUCUUGAAGAAAAAAAAGAAAAGCAAAUGGAUUUUCAUCUCCAAAGAGCAGUGACAGGAGCAAACGCAGACAUGCUGUCCUGCAGAUGGGGGGUCCCUAUACACUGGCUGCCCCUCCUUGAUAGAUGUUUCGUGUGGUUUUUUGUUGGGAAGGUUAUUCUUUCCUUCCACAUUUGGAAUUAGAGUGAUUUGGAUUUGUUUCUGCAAGUAAUAUUCUGCCUUAGUUGCGUAAUUUAUCAUCAUUCUCUCUGGCUUGCUAUCAACUGCUGGGAUCUUAAGACAAGAAACAGAAGCCCUUAAAAGCAAAAUUGUUUCUAUCUGCUACAGUUUUGGUGGUGGGAAGCUCUUCUUUUGUAUCAGUGGUAUACAGCUGGAGAUCUGACUGGGGUUCACCGAAAGCUUAGAGAUUUCCCUUUAAGUAUCAGUUGGUUAAAACUUCUCUGUUUACUUCUGGGUAAAUCUGUUAACUGAGAUGACUUGGCAGCACCCAGGCCAGAUUUUUGGAGGGGGCUGGAGAUAUUUGCCCCUUGGCAAGCACAUCCUGGUAGGGCAAACACUCCAGCAUUGCUUUCCAGCAAUGCUCCAGUGCCAUUGCAUGUCCUUCCCCUGGCCCAGUCCACCUCUGCUCAGCCACUCUCACAGGGGAAUGCAAAGGUGGAGUAAAUAAUGUGUUCAUGGAGGGAAAGGGCUGAUAGCCCUAAAGUAGAAGAUUCAAAACAAAUCCCCAGCUGGCCUUGCCAUGAAGGAGUAGGUAGAAAAAUCACUCUGGGCUCUUUUCCAAUGAACUGUCCUACUAAACAAUCUGUGAUUUGCUGCUUGCAUGAGGACUUCAGCCUGGACUCUCUCUGUUACCCUUUUUUGCUUUACUUUACUGGUACCUAUGUGUUUUUCCUUUGUAACUUGUUUUCCUCAGCUCCUUCCCCUUCUUUUUCUUUGCUUGCAGCUUUGAUUGUUGAUUUUUACCUCCAGAGUCACAGAGGCCAUCUCUGAUGCCAACAGCAGUGCUCUUGCUGGGAAAACAAAACAAAACAAAAAAAUCCAGAAAAGCUCCAGCUGGCCCCUUAGCCUGCAGAAGACAUUGUGAGGACAGGCUGCCCGUGAACUCUGCGAGCUGAAAGUCAGUACUGCAGUGGCAGGGGCUUCUGCUGAUGAUUUUGCAUGUAACUUCAUUCCCAGUGCAUCCUAACUCUCUGCUGGAUCACCCCUUCUGCAGCACGAAAUGGAUUUUGGCCCUGCAGCACGGCUAACGGGGAAGUAAAAGUAUGGGGAAAACCUGGCAGGGUUGCUUUCUUGAGACUGUGUUACUAUGCUGCUGAUGUCUCUUCUGUCCUGGUUGCUGUUGUACAGGUGCCAUUAGAGUAGUGGGUACAGAAAAAAAAAAAAAAAAUAGGAUUUUACCUAUGCCUUGUGUGUGUCUGUUAUGGUUGUGGUGCCGAAAUAAAACCAAGCAAUGGUACAGGUUCGUUCCUGAUGUGAAUCAAACCACAAAAAGAGGUGUCAGCCCACUGGUAGACAUCUCCAUGUAGUUCUGCAGUAGGUAUUGGAUAGGGGUUUCCACUGUGCAUGUGUCCUGUGUACCUCCAUGGCUAUUGGCAGUAUUUCUUCUUGGCCUCUGCCUGGCCCUGAGGGAGUUUGGGUCUUGUCCAAAGGUUUUUUUCUGCCCCAGGAACCAACGCAACCCCUGAUUUUAGCCUUUUCUCCCCAAACUCUCUGCCAGUCAGAACAUGGGCCUCCAGGAUGCCCACGAAACGCAGUGGCAGCCGACCUUGAGACUGUCCCCUUCCUGUUUUUAGGGAAACAAACCCCCAGGGAAAGCCAGAUACCUUUCAGCCAUUGGCAAGCAGAGAGAAUAUUGUUCUUUGAUGUGAACUUGGCACUAACUAGUUCUGCUCUAGGGAAACCUGUGCUGUUACUUCAUCUUGUGAUAACAGCUCCAGCCCUGAGCAGCACUGGAUGAGCACAACAUAAAAACACCAGAUUGACUUUGCCAAUAAGAUCAUGCAGGCUGUAGCCUGUUCCUUUUGCUCUUUCCAAAGAAUUAGGAGAUUCAUCUACUGGCAAAAUAAGUUUCUAGGCUGAGCCCCAAGGUACGGAAGCAGCUUCCAUUCAUCAUAUGGAAGUCCUCAUUUGAUGCAAUUACUUGCAUUCUUGAUCCCAUGCGUAUUUACCCAUUUGAACUGGGGCCUGAAUGCAUCCCAGAAACUAGGGAUUAUUCAUGGGAAGGGAGUUUUGCCUUUGUUGUCAUGCUUAUUUACACCAGAAACUUGAUGCUGAGUUACACUCAUCCAAGCAAAAAGCAGAAGCACACAUGGAGACUAUGGUGUCCAAGGAAAACAGCAUCAAGACCGAGAGCGGAGGAUUAGUUGGCAAAUCACUGUCAGCAAAGGCUGAGUGAGGAAACAGCAACCUGCUCACAAAUGCUGCACGAACAGAGUUUCCCCUGGUAAAUCAGUCAUCCCAUAUUUCGUGCCCAGCAACAAGGUUUACACAAUCCCUUUUGUUUUCCCUCAGAUCCCUGCAGCUGGGUCCUGCCUUCCCAUCCUGUCUGCCGGGGUGGUCUGGUCUCUGUGACAUGCGUGUGUGCACGUGUAUGUGUGUGUGUGUGUGUGUAUGUACAUUGUGGCCCUGGGAGUCACAGGUCCCAGCAGUGGGAGAUCACAAGCUGGUUCAGGUCUUUUGGUCUGACUUUGCACAGUUGGGUCAAAGCUGUGUAAAUAGUGCUCGUAAUAGAGGACAGAGGCUCUUUAGCCCAGACUCUGGUUUUCAAGACCCCCUUCCCCACCAUGAACCAUGCCACUUACCUGUCCAGGUAGCUUUUUUUCCCUCCUCUUCAUAAAUGCUAAGGUCAGAAGAACAGCUCUUACAGUUUUUCCAUACUCCAGAGUGGCAUCAGGGCAUGUAUGCUCACAAGUGUUGUGAAAAAACACUGCUGAAAUAAUGAUGACAUCAACUGUCCAAUAAAUGCAUGAUACUGCACUGCAUGUAUUAAACUGCUGUUCACUGUUUCUGUAUUUCCCAAGCCUUUUCUUCAUGCACAUUCAACCCAACCUUUUCUCUGAGGGGAUUCCUUCUAUGUUUUGCUUUUAAAUUACUCAAUGUAUCUGUAACUCGAAAUCCAUCAUUAAGUUUGAGUAAAUGCAAAAGCUGAUGUUUUGUAAACAAGAUACUGCAAAGCCUGGUAAUGUGUUUUGUCUUUCUGUUGAAUGCUCUGCAGCAUGUACAGGAAGAGUCACCAUCCAGAUCAGCUUAAAAUUAUGCAGCAGUCACAUACACAUGUCUAGAAACAGGGAGCUGAGGAGGUGAGAACCCCAUUUUUAACACAACACUUAAAAAUUUGAUCUGCAUCAGAAAUUCUUUCCCUGGGUCACCAACACCCAGGGCUACCAAGAAACAUGUUGGUGUGUCUCUUUGUUUUUUCUUUUUUUCUUUUGGAUUGUUUUUCCUAAUGAAAAUUUAGACUGGUUCACUUAAUUCUUAGUACUUUUCUCUUCCUACAAGAUAUUGCUUUCUCACCUCUUGCAGAAUGAACUGCAUUUUGGGGACCAAGAUGCUGUGAUUCUUUGCCUGCACAAAAUAGGACAGAGAGCUGAGCUAAACUAUCCCGUCCUUUCCAGAGCAUCACCACCUUAAUCCUUGAACAUCCAAAUAGUACCAGCAUUUAUCCAUGGAAGAGUUUGGUGUAGUACUUUGCCUUCUUCCACAUGCAAACUGUGCCCUUGCCUUCUCUUCCCUUAACCAUUAACCCAUUUUCAUUUGUGCUAGUCUUUCCAAGGCAAGGUACAGGAUGGAUCCAUGGUGCUUGUAUUAGCUCCAGCCCAAACCUCCUGUGGGCAUCAGCAGGGCAUUGGUCCCAGGUCCUGAGUGUUGCUGUGUCGAAGAUGCUCAAGUUCUCAACACUCAAAGAUGAACCAUCUGAAAGGACUGGGAAGUUGCUCUGGGUUCCUGGCAAGGGUGUGCCGAGGAGCAGGGCUGGAGAGCAGGCACCAUGGGGGUGGCACCAUCCUUGGAAAUUAUGCAAAAAGCCAAAAGCACCAAGAAGUCUUGAGCCCACCUUAAGGCUGGUGCUUAGCUAGGAUGCUGUGCCAUCGCUGAAGCGCUAUAUGGCAGCACAAAAAAAUCAUCGCUAAUAAUGUUUGUAAAUUAGCAUGAAUUCAGAUUGCUGAAGCAGCACCUGGUGCAAGGCUCCGUGAGGAGGUGGAUUGUGUGCUGUGGUGGGUGGGAGCUCCUAGGGGGUUGCUCAGAGCAGCUCUGAGCUUUUCCAUCUCUUAUCUUGCAUCCCCUGAGCCCAGUGUGGCAUCACACAUGCUAUAUCUUACUAGAUCGAGCUGUAGCAUGAUCCCCAAAGUGAAGAGUGUGGAAGGGUUGCAGCUCAGUCAGAGAUAACGGUGCGACUCAUGUUUCUGGUCACCCCAACAUCAGUGACCUGCUGUACAUUGGCCUCUAGUUGAGAAACAACAUUUUGUUCCGUUUGGGCCUUUUUUUAAGAUAGGUCUUUUAUUUGAGUCAGCAAACAAUAAAAAAAAGCCUAGUCUGCCAAGAAUAGUGACUCUCCAAAUACAUCCAACUGCAAAAUAUCCCUCGGUUGACUUCUAAUGAAAAUGCAAGCAUGUUUUCUACAAAGGCUUAAAUCUUAAUCAAGGAAUGUCAGUGUGCCUAAUAUUGCAGGUCUUGUGAUUGAUACAAGUUCAUAACAGCAUCUAUGUCCAAAAAGAAGGGAGAAUGUGUAUUUACUCCAUGCAUGUAUUAAGGCAUCGCAAAAGUUUUAUCUGCAUAAUGAGUUUGCAGUACUGCAAAUUGUUAAUGGGGCUACAUCGCAAGUGGUUCUCUGCCUUGACAAUCAUGUAUACAUAUCGAGAUUUCUAUCAUAAUGACAAUUUAAAGGGAUGACUAAUUGUUUUCCUCCAAUAAACCCAAUUAAAUCAC